AUGUGCUACUCAGCAACAAAUCAUCUAUAUCUAAGAACAAAAUGUGGGUCUGACAUCGUUACCGUUCAAACUAAAGCCUACUCUGGCCAAAAACCCGGUACAUCCGGUCUUCGAAAGAAGGUCAAGGUGUUCCAACAAGAACACUACACUGAGAACUUCAUUCAAGCUACUUUGAGUGCUAUCCCUGGAGGUCCAGAGGGUAAGACCCUUGUAGUCGGUGGUGACGGUCGAUACUUUUCUCCUGAAGCCGUUCAAAUCAUUCUUCGAAUCGGAGCUGCCAACGGUGUCAAACACAUCAUCCUCGGUCAAGACGCCAUUCUUUCCACUCCAGCCGUAUCAGCUCUCAUUCGAUCAUUAAAGACUGAUGGUGGUAUCCUCUUGACUGCCUCUCACAACCCCGGUGGUCCAGAAAACGACUUCGGUAUCAAAUUCAACAUCUCAAACGGUGGUCCAGCUCCAGAAGAGGUCACUAAUGCCAUUCACAAGAUCACUGAAACCAUCAAAGAAUACAAGCAAAUCAAUCUCCCCGAUCUUGAUCUCUCCAAGACUGGUGAAUUCACUCACGGCCCUAUCAAAGUCACCAUUGUAGACCCUGUGACCAACUACAUCAAACUCCUCAAAGAUAUCUUCGACUUUGACCUCAUCAAGAACUGGUUACACACCACCUCCCCUAAACCUACUGUCCUCUUCGACGCUCUUAACGGUGUCACAGGUCCUUAUGGACGAGCGAUCUUUAUCGAUGAACUAGGUCUUGAUGAAUCCUCAAUUCAAAACUGUGUACCCAAACCAGAUUUCGGUGGAUCUCACCCUGAUCCUAAUUUGACUUAUGCUCAUGAGCUCGUCGAAAGAGUUGAAAAGGAGAACAUCGAAUUUGGUGCUGCUUCAGAUGGUGAUGGUGAUAGGAAUAUGAUCUACGGAAAAGGAGCUUUCGUAACUCCUUCAGAUUCAGUAGCUAUCAUUGCUGAUUGGGCCGAAAAAGCUAUCCCAUACUUCAAAUCAGGUGUUAAGGGUUUAGCUAGAUCAAUGCCUACUUCAGGUGCGAUUGAUAUCGUUGCUAAAGACAAAGGACUUGAAGUCUUCGAGGUUCCCACUGGAUGGAAAUUCUUCGGUAACCUCAUGGACGCUGGUCGACUCUCUAUCUGUGGUGAAGAGUCUUUCGGUACUGGUUCUGACCAUAUUAGAGAAAAGGAUGGUGUCUGGGCUAUUGUUGCUUGGCUCUCUAUUCUUGCCGCUGCCAACAAGGAGAAACCUGGAUCCAACAUCAAUGAUGUCAUGAUGCAACACUGGAAGAAAUACGGACGAAGUUUCUUCUCCAGAUACGACUACGAAGAAUGUGAAUCUGAAGGAGCUGAAGCAAUGAUGGACCACUUGAGGAAAUUAUUCGCUUCAUCAGAUUUCGUUGGACAAGCCCUCAAAGCCACCACAUCUGAGACUUCAUUCAAAGUCAAAGAAGCAGAUGAUUUCUCCUACACUGACCCUAUCGAUGGAUCAGUAUCCAAGAAACAAGGAUUAUACAUCAAGUUCGAGGAUGGCUCAAGAAUUAUUUUCAGAUUAUCAGGUACUGGUUCAUCAGGAGCGACAGUUCGAUUAUACGUUGAGAAAUAUUCAAAGAAUGAAAGUGAAUACGGAUUAGACGCUCAAGAAGGUCUUAAACCUUUGAUUGAGGUAGCUUUGGCAACUUCCAAAUUGAAGGAAUUCACAAAGAGAGAGAAACCCGAUGUCAUCACAUAA
Molecule: messenger RNA, 1731 nt
Organism: Kwoniella shivajii
Lineage: Eukaryota; Fungi; Basidiomycota; Tremellomycetes; Tremellales; Cryptococcaceae
Exons: 9
Coding region: 1-1731 (576 amino acids)
Biological process (GO): carbohydrate metabolic process
Cellular component (GO): cytosol
Molecular function (GO): phosphoglucomutase activity; magnesium ion binding
Source: RefSeq, a predicted model, not a curated record